Messenger RNA from Protopterus annectens (West African lungfish), 1165 nucleotides. RefSeq names its product biogenesis of lysosome-related organelles complex 1 subunit 4-like. The transcript is spliced from 4 exons. Gene Ontology annotation, cellular component: BLOC-1 complex. The record is from RefSeq and is a predicted model, not a curated record. Lineage: Eukaryota; Metazoa; Chordata; Ceratodontiformes; Protopteridae. The coding region runs from base 1 to 447 and encodes 148 amino acids.
AUGGUGGUGGCGGCGGCCACAAAGACAGAACUCACCAAAGAGAGCCAUGCCGUUCAUCCUCCUAACAGGGAGUCUCUGGCGAUAGACAGUCCUUGCAUCUUUAAGUGGAGGUUUUCUUUUUCACAGAUUCGAAGUGAUUCUUCUCAGGUAGUUAAUGAAAACCUACCCGAGAUUCUUGCCAAAGCAUCAGAGAUGAAGCAGAUAUACAAAAAGAUUGAUAAGUUAGAGGCCUUUGUCAAAAUGGUGGGAAACAGUGUAGCAAUAUUGGAAGAACAAGUCACUGAAGCUGAAACUGAAACAGGACCUUUUCCUACCACAUUCAGAAAAUUUAUGCGUUCGAUUAGUAAAAUGUCUUCUCCAAAGCGAAAGCAGCCUCAUUAUGAAUCUGCACCCAUCUUCCGAACAGAAGAUUAUUUUCCCUGUCGCAAAGAACAGCCAGAAACAUGACCACCUUAUUGUUUUCUGUAAGUGGGUGUAAAAAUCCUUUGUGCUGGAGCUGUUGAGCCUUAGAAGAUGGGGAAACAAUAAGCUAAAAGUAUUCACAAAUGACUACCCUUGGCAGUGGUAGUGUGUCAUGGAGCAUAAUCGGAAACAUAUUCACAGAUACCUGGAACUGACAUGCAGUGUUAUGAAAAUAAUUUCCAUGUGAUAGACAAUUGGAAUUUGACGCAUUAUUAUAAAGCAACAUUGUACUGUCUUUGUAUAGUUGUACAUUGACAUUAUUACAGCUUGUGCAGUAAUUCAUUUGAAGUCUUUUUUUAUCGACUGAUUUGGCUUUCUGUAGUACCAGCACUUGUUCCGCAGUGCAGAAUUGUUUUAUUGACUGAACUAGAGCAGUGGCAUUAGAGAGUUCAUUCCCUGGCCUUUCAGCAAAACAUUAUUGUCUGCAGUUAGCCACUCAGUAAGUAUUCCAAAUCAAAGACCAUAUGUGAUUCUCAGAGGAACCUAAUGGAAUUUUGCAUCAUAUUGCCUGACUAGAAACUGAAGGUAUAAUUACUUAAAAGGUGCAGACAUGAACUGCAGCAGCUGAUAUGCUGUUUGUACAGUUGUUUUUGAUAAAAUUCUUGAAACACAGAUUACUAGGGGUAGUACAUAGCAAUAAAAUGGCAAUUGUUAAGCGAGAUUUAAUACUUUUCUUCCAAAAUAAAUGGAACAGUGCAAUGUA